Messenger RNA from Morus notabilis, 2337 nucleotides. RefSeq names its product diacylglycerol O-acyltransferase 1. Gene Ontology annotation, cellular component: chloroplast envelope; endoplasmic reticulum membrane. Gene Ontology annotation, biological process: triglyceride biosynthetic process. Gene Ontology annotation, molecular function: diacylglycerol O-acyltransferase activity. The transcript has 16 exons. The record is from RefSeq and is a predicted model, not a curated record. NCBI's taxonomy places the organism in Eukaryota, Viridiplantae, Streptophyta, Magnoliopsida, Rosales, Moraceae. The coding region runs from base 320 to 1906 and encodes 528 amino acids.
CCGUCGUUCCCUCCUUUGACAGCACUUUCCUCUCUCUCCUCUCUUUCUCUCUCUAUAACAGUGUAUAAAUAUAAAGCGCUUAAGCUUUCCAUUUUCCAAUACAUUCACCGCCUCUUCGAGAAAUUUUGCCUCUGCUUCUCUCUCCUUAGCACGAACGCUUUGCUAACAACUGCACUGCAUUCAUUCACCUUUCUUCUCUCUCUUUCUCUCCCUAGAACUCGCUCUGCGGAACUCUCUCUCUCUCUCUCUCUCUCUCUCUCUCUCUCUCUCUCUCUCUCUCUCUAUAUCUGUGUAGCUAUUGAUUGAAGCUUUCUUUGAAAUGGCGAUUUCAGAAACUCCGGGGAGCGCAGGCACCACGGCGACGUUUCGGGCCGAAUCGGAUCUCCGCGGCAUGAUUCGGAGGAGGCCGAGCUCCGCCGGAGCCGUGUCGGAUUCGACUCUGUGGACGAACUCUCCCGAGUCCGAGAACUCGCGGAAGGAUUUGCUCGGAGACUCGGUCGGGAACGACGAUAGGGAUCGGAUUGGGGCCGGUGACUGUCCGGUGGAGUCAGCCAAUGCGGAGAACGAGAAGAAGGAGAGCCUCGAGAGGUUUGGAAACGAUGAUGAUCGGCGACUUGAUUUUGCGGAGCUGAAACUCGCGUAUCGGCCGUCGGCUCCUGCUCAUCGGAUAGUGAGAGAGAGUCCCCUGAGCUCCGGCGCAAUCUUCCAACAGAGCCAUGCAGGUCUAUUCAACCUCUGUAUAGUCGUACUUGUUGCUGUAAAUAGCAGGCUCAUCAUUGAGAAUUUGAUGAAGUAUGGUUGGUUAAUCAAAUCCGGUUUUUGGUUUAGUUCAACAGCAUUGCGAGAUUGGCCUCUUCUUAUGUGUUGUCUCACUCUCCCGAUAUUCACGCUUGCGGCUUUUACAAUUGAGAAGCUCGUACAAAAGAAGUAUAUAUCUGAACUUGUUGCUGUUCCUCUUCAUGUGAUUUUUACCACUGCAGCAAUUCUGUAUCCAGUUUUUGUGAUUCUUAGGUGUGAUUCUGCCGUCCUAUCAGGUGUUACAUUGAUGCUCUUUGCUUGUAUUGUGUGGUUAAAACUGGUCUCUUAUGCACAUUCGAACUACGAUUUUAGAGCAGUUGCCAAAGCAAUUGAUAAGGGAGAAGACCCACACAGUUCCCCGAAUGCGGAUUACCAUUACAAUGUUAGCUUCAAAAGUUUGGCAUAUUUCAUGGUUGCUCCAACACUAUGUUACCAGCCGAGCUAUCCUCGUACUGCAUAUAUUCGAAAGGGUUGGGUGUUCCGUCAACUCAUCAAGUUGAUAAUUUUUACAGGAUUCAUGGGAUUUAUCAUAGAGCAGUACAUUAAUCCUAUUGUCAAGAACUCAGAACAUCCUUUGAAGGGAAAUUGUUUGUAUGCCAUAGAGAGGGUUUUGAAGCUAUCAGUUCCAAACCUAUAUGUGUGGCUCUGCAUGUUCUACUGUUUUUUUCACCUGUGGUUAAACAUACUUGCUGAGCUUCUCCGCUUUGGUGAUAGAGAGUUCUACAAGGACUGGUGGAAUGCAAAAACAGUGGAGGAGUAUUGGAAACUGUGGAAUAUGCCUGUUCAUAAAUGGAUGGUUCGCCACAUCUAUUUUCCCUGCUUACGAAACGGAAUACCAAAGGGAGCUGCCGUCUUAAUUGCGUUCCUAGUUUCUGCUGUUUUUCAUGAGCUGUGUAUUGCUGUUCCAUGCCACAUAUUCAAGUUAUGGGCGUUUAUUGGGAUCAUGGUCCAGGUUCCCUUGGUCUUGAUCACAAAUUAUCUGCAAAAUAAGUUCAAAAGCUCAAUGGUGGGGAAUAUGAUAUUCUGGUUCAUUUUCUGCAUUCUGGGUCAACCUAUGUGUGUUCUCUUAUAUUACCAUGACGUGAUGAACCAAAAAGGGAAAACCUAAUAGAUUACAAAGGGACUGAAAUAGAUUACAAAACUCUGUUCUCUUUCACUGUGGAUUGGAUCUCUCUUGGAUCAAAGUUGCCACUGACGUGCCAAACUUUGGAGCAACUUUAUAUCUGCGGCAGCGUGCUGCUUCUGAUGGUUUACCAGCUUCCCGGGCAUAUUUUUCGUCACCAUGUCCAUUGUCCACUUCAAACGAUUUCUACUUCAGUUAAUUCUUUGUUAAUGUACAUAAAACUGAACAUACAUUUCUGAGGUAGAAUGCCUAUGCCACUGACUAAGCAUCACAAUUGUAGGGCACUUGCAUUCUAUCGACUGUUAUGGAGAAAACUUGUACAUGUUUCGGGAUUAAUUCGUGCUAAUAGAAUUCGCCACUCCAUUGUUUCCAUGGAACUGUAAAGUCUACUUGAAUCAUAGCAGAAUUCAUUUGAU